Molecule: messenger RNA, 7602 nt
Organism: Closterium sp. Naga37s-1
Lineage: Eukaryota; Viridiplantae; Streptophyta; Zygnematophyceae; Desmidiales; Closteriaceae
Source: the annotation of a GenBank genome assembly
AUGCCGCUGGAGCGACUAACUGACACCGGGCGGCACGAUGCGCGAGUAGAUCAGAGCAGCGCCGCGGAGCAGACAAGCGAUGACUCGUGCAUCGGGGACGGUGGCAAGGAGGAAUACGAUGCGCUGGUGGUCGGCGCAGGCAUUGCGGGAUGCGCGCUCGCUUACUCCCUCGGAAAGACGGGGCGGCGAGUGCUGGUACUGGAGAGGGAUCUGGCGGAGCCAGAUCGGAUCGUGGGCGAGUUGCUGCAGCCGGGCGGCUAUCUUAAGCUUGUUGAGCUGGGGAUGCAAGACUGCGUGGACGGCAUUGACGCGCAGCGCGUGGACGGCUACGCGCUCUUCAUGGACGGCGGCGAUUGCAAGGUGUCGUACCCGACGCUCUCCACGGCGCAGCUGCACAUGCUCUUCGCGGGCCACCGCCUCGACUCGGCGGGCAGCGCGGCGGGCGAGGAGAUGUGGAAGGUGGCGGGGCGGGGUUUCCACAACGGCCGGUUCGUGCAGCGCCUGCGCGAGAAGGCGGCGUCGCUGCCCACAGUGACGUUGAGAGAGGCGACGGUGCUGGGCCUGCUGGAGGACGGCGACCGCGUCACGGGCGUGCGCUACCGCGCCGCCAAGCGCGUGCCGGGCAGCGCGCAGGGCGAAGUGCGGGAGGCAAGCGCGGUGGGCGGGAAGGGCGAGACGGAGGAGGGCGAGAUGCUGGCGCCGCUGACGUUCGUGUGCGACGGCUGCUUCUCCAACCUCCGCCGCUCCAUCUCUAAAUCCAAGGUGGACGUGCCGUCGUCGUUCGUGGGGCUGCUGCUGCGCGACUGCCCCUUGCCGCACCCCAACUACGGGCACGUGGUGCUGGCGGACCCGUCGCCCGUGCUCUUCUACCCCGUCAGCACCACGGAGGUGCGCUGCCUCGUCGACAUCCCCGCCGGCACCAAAGUGCCCUCCAUCGCCUCGGGCGACAUGGCGGACUACCUCCUCUCCGCCGUCCUCCCGCAGCUACCGAAGCAGCUGCAGGGGCCGUUCCGAGAGGCGGUGCGGGCGGGCGACAUCCGGUGCAUGCCCAAUCGCAUCAUGCCAGCUGUCCCCGUCACCCGUCCCGGCGCGCUGCUCAUGGGCGACGCGUUCAACAUGCGGCACCCGCUCACAGGUGGCGGCAUGACAGUGGCUCUGUCUGACGUGUCAGUGCUGACUCAGAUCCUUCGCCCGCUCAAGGUCUUCCGCAACACGCGGGCGGUCUGUGAAUACGCCGAGGCCUUCUACACGCGCCGCAAGCCCAUAGCAGCGACCAUCAACACGCUCUCCAUCGCACUCUACAGAGUCUUCUGUGCCUCCAAGGACGAGGCCAUGAUGGCCAUGCGCCAGGCGUGUUUCGACUACCUGCAGCUGGGCGGGGCGUGCUCCGAGGGCCCCAUCUCGCUGCUCUCGGGGCUCAACCCACAGCCACUGAGCCUCGUGCUGCACUUCUUCGCCGUCGCCUUCUUUGCCCUCGCCCGCCUCCUCCUCCCCCUCCCCAAGCCCGGCCGCGUCUGGCUCGGCGCACGCUUGAUACAGGGAGCUGUUCAGCUGAUUGUGCCAAUAAUCAAGGCGGAGGGUGUACGGCGAGUCUUCUUCCCAGCAGUCUGCCCCUCCUACUACAAAUCUGUCGCCGUCACUUCACCGAGCCUGCUUCUUUGCCUCGCCGUACCAGUAGCGAUGGCGGAGGCGGUCGCAGUGGUGCGCGCGAAGAAGAAGGCGGAGGCGAAUGGCGAAAGAGACGGGGCGGUGUUAACGCGGUCGGAGAGUUUGCUGGACGAGAAGUUCGACGCGUAUGAGGCAGCCAACUACCGCAUGUGGGCUCGCUCCAAAUCCGAAGCGUUUUCCAGGCGCAAGGCUUCGGGGUCUCGCAGCAACGAGCAGCACAACUUGGAUUUCCUCGAUAGCUAUGGAUACACGCCACAAAAUGCGGAGCUCAUGACACGUGUCGAAGAAAGCUCGUCGAUCAAUCAGGUCGCAAGGAGAGACAAGGGAGAGCAGGGUUACGGCGGCGACGGGGUCUGCAGGGGGGAUUUCUCGGAAAGCGGAGCGGCCGAGAGGUUGACUGAAGAAGGGAGAGUUGGCGGAGGUGGCUCGAAGACUAAGGGAGCGCGAGACAGCAGCGGCAACAGCAGCAGCGCCAGCAGUGGCAGUCUUGAGAGCGCGGCGGAGGACGAGAGGGGGCUGCGCGGCUUCCUGCGGUAUUGCCGCAAGAAGGUCCGGCAAGCAACCAUGCGCGCCGACGAGAGCUGCGCGGAUGACGCGGAUAGCGCGGAUAGCGAGGAUGGCGCGGAGGGCGGAGAGGGGAAGGCGACCGCGGCGGGGGCAUUAUUGAAGCGCAGCUUGACGGAGGAUACGACGGGGAAGACCAUGGCGCGGGACGCGCUUAACGGCUUGCCGCGGUCGACGAGCGACGUGCUGCAGGACGCGGAGAUGGACGAGAUGGACAGGGAGGUGCUGCAAGAGGCGUUCGUGCGCGUGGUGGCGCUGCAGCAGCGCGUGCAGCACUACCGUGACCUGGGCGGGUUCGUGGUGCUCAUGGCGCUCUUCAUCACCAUCCUCUACCUCCAGGCCGACUCCUCCCGCAGCUACGAAAUCACCGCCGCGCAUGCUGUCCUCUUCCCCCCCGGCAUGAGUCAGGACUCGUCCAACACCUUCUCCGGUCCGGGUGACUUCUACAGCUGGCUCAACACCAGCAUCGUGCAGACUCUGUGGGCGGACCCCACAUGUGGAGACGGCUCGUGCGACCGCCCCUUCCAGUUCCCCGCGUUUGGCCGCUUUGGCUGCCAGGCGGACUGCGGCACGUUUCCAAACCUCACCUCAGUGGUGGUCAGAUUGUCCUCUCAGCUUGACACGCAGCAGGCAGCAGACGAAUCUUCCUGGAACCUCUGCAUGGUCAACCCGGUCUCCCUCUGCUGGUACGAGUCAUUCCAGCCGUUCCCGCGCGGCGAGUCAGAGGUAUCGGUGGCGGUGGACAUUCCGGACGGCGACUGGGUGGUGGUGCUCAACGCGCCCGCGGGGGGCAUCCGCGGCACCGUGCACGCGCCCCCUCCCGGCACACAGCGCUUCUCCGUCGUCGGCGCCGCCUCCACCAUUGAGCUCGCCGCCUGGGGCUACUGCGCACUUGAUGAUGGCGUUGCGGCAGCCAAUCAGACAGAGCCAAGUGGCGGCACUGCUGGUUCUGCGCCUGACAUUUGUCGUGAUACGUGUGCAAGGCUGGUGGGCUGCCUGCCAGCAACCUGUGGGCGAGCAUUCACGGAGAGGGAGGUGGCAGGGGCGUUCGUGGACUGUGCGCGCAUGUGCAUCGUCGCACCCUCCUCCAUCACCACCUACGCCGGCUUUACCUGCCCCAUGGCGGAUAUCGCAUCUCUGUUUGCCAACACCCCCUGCAACGUUUCAGGCUCAGACUCAGCGGUUCAUGAAUCUGGUGGCAACCGUCGCAAGGCACUCUACCGCUUCCACCACUCUCACACCUACGAGCGCUGGCCCGCCUCAGCUGCCCCUGGCCCCCUUGACACCUCCUCCCUGCCCACCGCUGCUGGAGUGCGCUCGCUUGCUGCCCCUGCUGUCGACUCUCCUGCUGCCUCUGCCUCUGCUGCUGCCACAGCACUCGCAGAAGCGUAUCCGCAGGAAGCACAGCGAUAUGAAGUGACACCAGUGUCAACACCACCAUCACCAGCAGCAGCAGCAAUGCCAACAGGUUCAGCAGCAGCAACAGCAGCAGCAGCAGCCAUGGCAGCACAAGGAACAGCAGCCGCAACUGACCCCACAGAGCCCUCCCUCUGGUCGCUCCUGGGCGCCACGGACCGCCAGCGACUGAGAGUCUUGCAGGUGGCGGUGUCACGAGCGCUCUUCACGGUGACCAAGGAUCAGUGCCUGGUGGGCCACGGGCCGGGAGCAAGCAGGAAGCACUCCCAGGGAGGGCCGGGUAGCGUGCGGUGGAACAUGGUGGCGUGCUUUUGCACAAUGCUGGGGGGUCCCUCCAAGACGCUUGAUGAGUGUCGGCUCACGGAUACAGCAGGGCAGCAGGUGGUGACUAUUGCGGGCAUGCAUUCGUACCUGCGCAGCACGCAUGUGAGGGGCGGCCGUGUGAUUUCAGCGCAGCACAUGCGGCGCUUCGUGCAGAUGGUGGGGGCGGCGCUGAGCUCUGUGACGCUCAUUUCAGAUGCGGCGGCUGCGCGCCUCAACGCCCUCAUGCACUCCUUUGACGACGCCAUUGUCACCUCGCAUGCUGUCGGCUGCUCGCAAGGCGGUGCGUGGUUGCCGUGGCGGGCAGGUGUGAAGCACAACACGACCAUCUAUGCAGGCGACAAGGUCACCUGGGUGUGGGAUGACGACCUCCCGCACUCCCUCAAGGUGGCAGCGAUGGGUGAGGCAGACGACCCGCUUUUUCUGGGCUUCGGAGGGCACCGUCUGGUUGUGUCGCGCAAGAUGGCUUGCACCCACAUGAAUGUGGGCCAGGGAGACACCUUUGAAGAACCGCAGCCAUGCGUGCUUAAGAUGGACGACGAGUCCCCCGGCUUCUUCGCGUACAGCAAGGUGUUUGACGAGCCAAUCACGAUUCACUACGAGGAUGGAACUCUCUCUGUCGAUGACUCCUCCUCCUCCUCUUCCACCUCUGCCUCAUCUCUUCUCACUGUGCUGCCUGCACGAGCAGGAGCUGAGGUUGCUGGUGCUGUGAAUGCCACUGACAGCAGCACUCUCUCGGGCACCGCACAUUUCACUAUCGCCAACACCGUCACGCCAUCCACAUCCACAUCCACCUCCACCUCCUCCUCCUCAGAACCCUACAAGUGUUCCCCAGGGUGUCGGCUGCAGCGGCUGGCAAACGGGGUGUGCGAUGCGGCGUGCAACACGCCCGCGUGCGCCUUUGACGGUGGCGACUGCGCGUGUGUCGACCCGCUCUUCGGCCCCGGCAUCUGCGCCUGCCCGCCCGGCCACACCCGCCGCGACGAUGGCUCCUGCUGUCUAUCCACGGCGGUGGGAGCCAAUCUCAACUUCCCCUUCUCACUGCAGCGCUACGGCCCCAACUACACAGAGAGCAACUUCGCCUUUGCUGCUGAGAGGGGCCUUGCUGUCAACCGCUUCGUGUCACACCGCAACCGUCUGCUGAUCGGCAUGGUGCUGCAGCAGGACCGGUGGGGCACACAGCACUGCAACGGAACGGGUCUGCUGCACCUGGAGGGGUGGUGCAGCAAUGGAACGUCGACAGAGCCAUUUGGAGUGAACCCGCACUUCCUGCCCACGUCGGCCAUCUACGACAGCGCUGCCAGCGCCAACAUGAGCCAGCUCGACAACAGCACCUUCGGUGUCAAGCUGCGCUUCAACCCGCAGGGCCUCCCCUACGGCUUCAUCUACCCCAUGGACUCCCUCACAACUCUCCCCUUGGUGUUUGAUAUCAAUCUUGACUAUCACGGGGCCAUGCGUCGUCUGCACUACCUGGUGGAUGGAAGCUAUAUCGACAAUGGCACUCGCACUGUCGAUGUCAGCUUCAUAACUUUCAACGGCGACACACUCACGUUUGUGCUGACCACUGUGAAAUGCAUGGUGAACGCGGGGGGCGCCAUGGCAGUAUCGAUCAAGUCCCAGCCGGCAGCCAUGGCGAUGUACGAUGCAUCGGCGGACAACAUCGCACGGCUGGUGCUGGAGAUGGUGUAUCUGGUGGGGCUGCUCUGGAAUGUUUGUGGCGAGCUGCAGGAGAUGGCCGACCGCGCCGCCAAGGAUGGCUAUGUAUUCAGCUAUUUUGGCUGUUUCUGGAAUUGGGUCGACAUGCUCUCCCUCACACUGCAAGUGGCUGCGGUUGUUAUCUGGGUGGUAUUGUGGCGGUACGUGGACGCAUUUGACAUGCAGCCACGAUACGACAUCUACUACACGCUGCUCGAGAUGCCACGCUACUGGGCCGUGCCCAACCCGCCCACGGGCUUCAUCAGCGCCACUCAAGCCUUUGCUGAUCUGCGCAACAUCAUCAACCUCCGUGCCGUCUACUUCGCCCUCCAGGGCAUCAAUCUUUUCUUCAUGAUGACACGUCUUCUCAAGGUCAUGGACUUCCAGCCUUAUCUCGGGGUCAUCACACGUUCCCUCAGCGUCGCCACGCCCUCGCUGCUGCACUUCUUCCUGCUCUCCUUUGCCGUCUUCUUCUGCUUCAGCAUGUAUGGUUACCUUGUGUUUGGAGGCGCUCUCGAAAUGUUCUCCACGGUGCUUGAGUCCAUGUUCUCGUGCUUCCUGCUACUUCUCAACGACAACUCCUCCGCCUAUUUCUUCCAGCGCCUGGAAUCAUGGGACCUCAUCGCCGCGAUGCUCUUCUUCUUCAUGUUCAUCGUCUUCAUGGUCUUCAUCCUCCUCAACUUCCUCAUCGCCAUCAUCGUUGAUGCCUUCAUGAGCGUCAAGGACAGCAACAUUGUUGCCACCUCUAUAACCUCUGACCUUGCUCACAUCUUCAAGUACAAGUGGAACUGCUGGCGUGGCCGUUACCUGCAUUACUCCUUCAUUCUCGAGCGCCUCGUGCAGCUGGGCGCCAAGGACACCCGAGUUGAGUCGGAUCGUCGGAUGCGGCGCAUGCGUUCGGUACAGCGACGGACGCGAGCCAUGUUCUGCGGCGACUGUGGGAACAACAAACCCGAGUCAUCUAACAGCGACUCUCGGGUGCGGCGGCAGCACGUGCUGACAGUGAGGGAGAAGCGCAUCGACGCCAUCUCGCUCGCCAUGAUCCUGCAGCGCCGCCACGACAGGGAGCGAGGUGGGCCCCAUGAGCAUGAGCUGCUGCCCACGUGUUGGCCAAAGGCAGCCUCGAGUGAAACUGCGGAGGAGGAGCAGCUGGAGCAGCUGGAGCAGCUGUCGCAGGCGGUGGUGCUGCAGUGCGGCGAGGUGGUGAAGCAGUCCGCCCUGCCCGUCAAGAAGCCCGUUCAAAAGCUCAGCCUCGCGCACAUCAAGGUGGGCAAGGAAGGCGGUGCGCUGAGUGUUGCAAAUGAGCGUGAGGGCAUCCCGUCAUCCUCCUUCUCCUUCUCGCGUCAACGCCACCCCCUCCCUUCCACCCCGUGUGUGUUUGAAUGUGAGCAGGAGGAUCUGGCGCGCAGCGAGGCGGCGGUGAAGGAGCUGAGGGGCAUGUUGGCACUCGUGCUCAACCACCUCGCCCGCACGCAUCCUCUGGAAGACGCCGCCCACGCAAUGGGUGCUCCCGCGGAUCCAUCAGCGGGCUCAAGCAUGCGGCGAUGCCAUACAGAGCCCGCGCCUCUCUCUGACCUCCUCACAGACUCCCCGCAGCCACUGGAGCCAGCGGGAAGCAGGAGGGAGGUGCCACGAAGGUUCAGCGAUACCGGGGCAGGUGGGGGGGGAGUGGAGGGACAGGAGAGACAUGGGAACGUACGAGGCAGCUUGAGCAUUGCAGGAGGGAGCGCAAGCAGAAGCUUGUUGGCAUCAAAGCAAGGCUCCGAGAGGCGGGUGUCGUUCAAAGAGUGCACAGCGGCGAAUAGGAAGAGCCCUUUGAGGACAGGUGGGGAGUGGCAGCAGCAGCCUCCUCCUAGUAACCAAUACCGUACUAGCGAUUUUGAUUCUGGCGCUUCUGGACCACCAGCACACGUGGGUCACCGGCAAAAUUCUUCUUAG